AUGACCAGAUUAUCCACCCUCCCUUUUGCCCUCCUCGUUUUUACCACAACCUUCACCACCGCCCUCUCAGCAGACUCCACCAACCCUCCCAGCCUCGAAUCUCUCAAUCUCACCACCCCCAACCCUCCCAGCCUCGAAUCUCUCAAUCUCACCACCCCCAACACCCCCACCACCUUCACCGACCUAAACACCUGCGACACCGUCCAACUAACCCGCGCCAACAUCCUUUUGGGAAUAAACUACCUAAUCUCUCUCGGCAACACGCCCUGCGUCGUCGGGCAAGAAAGCGUCGUCUUCGUGACGAAGGGAGAUGUGGCGAUCACGGGGUAUAAUGGGCUUAUGGGCGGGACCGCAUCGGUGCCCUGUAAUGAUGUGGGGAUCUCGGCGAGAUGGAUUGUUAGUCAUUGCGCGUCGGGGCCGUUGGCGUUUGGGGGGGCUACGACGGCGAUUGGAAAGAAGGAGGUGGUUAUUAGGAUUAGGAAGGCGUAG
Pseudogymnoascus verrucosus is the source of this 489-nucleotide messenger RNA. RefSeq lists its product as uncharacterized. The transcript has a single exon. The record is from RefSeq and is a predicted model, not a curated record. Bases 1 to 489 code for a protein of 162 amino acids. Lineage: Eukaryota; Fungi; Ascomycota; Leotiomycetes; Thelebolales; Thelebolaceae.